GAUUAGAUAAAAUCUCUUUUAAUAUUUAUAUCCAUAAUAUUAAGCUUUCAUUUUCAAGUAGCCUGUCGAGAAAGAACUAUGUACUCCGAAGAUUAGAUAAAGUUGCCACAGUUACGUUCUUCCCUUCCCGGAAGUGUUGCCAUAGUGACCUACUAAUGACGUCACUGUUCGCCGUCUCCACAGACGCCAUGACGGUGCAGGGAGAAAAGAUGGCGGCGGCGCUGAGGCUGUGGGACAGUCUGGUGGACACUGCCAGGGAACAACAAGCGGCCGGACAAUCCACCCGAGUGACAUUGACGGCCAUCAAGGACACAGCCCGGGCCAUGCAGGGAAUCGUCACUGACACAGUGUCCUAUGUGACCGACAUCCUGAGACUGGCGGGGACAAACCAAGGAACCAGCAACAACAAGCGGGCACUCUCCAAAAGAGGCUGGAGUGUGGGAGUGGACGUAGGCUACGGGUCUCACUCCGGGGGUCGUGUUGGGGUCAGUGUCGGCUUCUCCUUCUGAUCUACUCAACAACACACCCACAGCUCAUCCGCUCAACACACUGACAACACACUGACAGCUCAUCUGCUCUACACACUGAUCCACCCAACACACUCACAGCUCAACAAACAGCACCAUUCAAGUCCGUGUCUCGGCAUAUAUCAUCAUGUUCAUCCAUGAGUGAAAUUAUCAGCGAGAAUAAAGUUCAUCUUUUGAUAAAACCACUUA
Messenger RNA from Aplysia californica (California sea hare), 716 nucleotides. RefSeq lists its product as uncharacterized. Bases 156 to 509 code for a protein of 117 amino acids. The record is from RefSeq and is a predicted model, not a curated record. The transcript has 6 exons. Lineage: Eukaryota; Metazoa; Mollusca; Gastropoda; Aplysiida; Aplysiidae.